AUGCCUGGUGGAAGUGCUAGAAAACAAAGUGGCGGAAAUGAUUCAGCACAGAAAAACAGCAGUAGUAGUUCGUUGCGAAAUGAAAGCGUUUCGCCGGGGAGUAGCAGGGCGCGAAAGAGAAAGCGAUGUGAGGUCAGAAGAUUCAGCGACAGUGAUUUGGAGUCCGAAUUGGAGGAUUGCAAUUUCGAAGAUGCGAUUGCCAUUGAAAGGAAAUUGCGCAAAGUGGCGAAAGAUAACGACCUAAGUGAUGAGGAGAUGCGACAAUUGUUGCAGAAAUUUGUUAAAAAUGAACAUAUUCUUGCACUGGUAACGCUCAAAGCAGAAGAUGAAAUAGCACGUGAACGACAGGCAUCUGAGCAGCCAGCGAUUAUAAUAACUGACACGCCGUCUGUGCCAAAAUUGACGCGCGCAAAAGCUCGCGAGUUAAAUAAAACUGCAGGUAUUACUUUAUCUACACUAACUGAGAACAAGGAGCCGGAGAUUGCAGCUCUCAUACAAGAUGAACUGAAUUCCGAUGAAGAAGAUGAGGAGUAUGUAUUUCAAGAAGAGGAUUUUAUUUCCGAUGACGACCCCAGUACCAAUACCUCAGAUCUGGAUUCCAAUCCACGUACACCACAGACACCUUUAUCUCAAGCAGAGACUGAUGAUUCUCCGGUUAAGUUUACAGCUGAUGGCUGUUUCAAAAUACCAUUGGAAAAGCCUAUAAGUACGAGGGAGGACGUGCGUAUUGCGGCGCGCACACGAUCGAAGUUAUGCCUACAGCAGACUGCAAUCGAAGAUCUCGAGUCGGAAUUUGUGCCACCCGAUGUGGAACAUAUUGACUUACAGGAGGUGGAUUUAACAGCCAACGAUGAGGAUUGGAUGCAGUUUUUGAAUGAUUUUACUAAGCCUUUAAGCUCCAGUUUUAUAACAGACGAUGAUGAUCCUAUCAAUGAUCCGGAAUAUGUAGCGGCAGAUAAAAUAACAGAGGAUGCGGAAGAAUUACGCGACAUUAACAUACCCAAAAAGGAGCUUACCGAGCUCGUUGCCGAACUAUUCGAAGGCCUCUUUAAUGAAGGUGUAUCGUUGGAAAGUGUCGAAUUAGAUACACCACAGAAGUUUUUGCAAAGUGACUUAGAACAGUCAACUAUUACGGAUGGCGCUAAUCGUAGCAUCUCCGCUGGCACAGCUGCCGCAUCGUUUAGUGAUCAGCCUGAAUGCGAAGGCAAUCCAGUGACGCGACAACUUAAUUUUGACACUCCAGCACAACAGCAAGAUUACAAUCCAGUGCAACUUUCUCAACAGCAGCAGGGAUUCGUGUCCGUUGUGCCUCCCUUAGUUCCUAUUAGCAAUGUAGCGAAUGUGACUCAAAACGAUUACUCAUUUCAUCCGGAUAUCAUGUCCACUCCUGCACCGACAACUGGGCAGCGUGUGGGCAAUACCGCAACGCAGGUACAAGUACCAGUGGCAUAUAAUUCCGAAAAUGAUGCGAGCCAAGUUGUCACACUGCCCACGACGUCGUUAAGUGCAGAGCCUGAAUGGAUAGCAGUUAAAAUUCCAGGUCCAACAAAUUCGUAUCAAUUAGCACGUGUUGUAGAAUCAGCGAACGCACUUGAGCCGCCGCCACUAGUAAGAAUACAGCCACAAAAGACAACAGAGCAACACAAACCAAAGCGUCCUCCUUUACCCCCUCCAGAGGAUACACGAUACAGUGUGCCUUACGAUACCAACUUUACAUGGGAGUAUAUUUCUAUAAGAAAGCAUGUUUAUACUGAGUAUAUAUCAAAAUUUGAAAAUCUUCGUAAUAUACCGCCACCGCCGCAAAUAGAGGAGGCACCAAGUAAUGCAAUUGGCUUCACAAAACAGCAACAUGAUAUACUACAGCAACAGUUGCGCAUGCAUGUACAAAUGCUAACGCAAACAUUUAUACAAAGCUACUCGCAUCCGAUUUAUUGGAAGCUUGCUCUGAAAGCGAAAGACAUGUUGACAGAGUUAGAAGAGAGGUCGAAGGAUGAUGCAUCCUUUCGUGCUUGGAAUCUAAAAAUAGCAACGAAGCUUGUAAGACAAUGGGAAGAAGAUUUGAAUAAAGAUACGUACGAGAAUAAAGAGAUGAUGAAAUUUAUACACAGCGAAAUUGAGUUGACCAAGAAUAAUUGUCGUCAGAUUGCCCGUUUUCCGCCUCGAAUUAUGGACCUAAUACUAAAUAGCAAGGUAUUCAUGUAUCCGGAAUACUUACCUCGGAUACCUUUCACUUCCAGAAUCGCGAGGUACCCCAUUUUUUCUCCCGCUGAAUCGCAGCUUAUUGCUAUGGGUUUGGAAAGGCAUAUACAACGUAUUCACGAGACAGGUGAACGCAUAUCGAAGAAAACCACUGAGCUAAAGAUUGCUGUACUGCGACUUGCAAAGGACACCGUGUACGGUAAAUCAGCGAGGCAAAUAUGGGCUCGUGUGAAAGCUUUAAGGAAUACAGAUUAUUAUAAUCCCGUAAAGUACUACUUUGAUAAUAAGCGCGCUCCGCCAGUUGAACACAAGUUAAUUAUGUUUCAAGACAACAAAGUAUUAGCGCCCAAAGACCGUUACCAAGAGUUACCGCUGGCCUGGCAAACGCGUAUAGACGAAAAACGCAAGGCCAAUAGAAAAAGGGGAACCAGAGCAUCUGAAACAGCUGGCGCCUCGUACUUACAGUUUGUACGCGAGGCUUUAGGCGAAGAAAUACAAUUGCCGGAUAGCGGUGAUAGUGCUGCUACAUCAGAAAACCGCGGAACUAACUUUUCCUGCUUUUCAAAAACGGGAAAUAACAUUACUAAUACGACACGUUCUAAAAGAUAUUUUGCAAAUAGUGUGACGAUAAAUGUAAAUUACCAUUUUAGUGCCACUACACCAGCUAGCGAAAUACAACGACCCAUCAACACCACGACCGCAGUUGCACUGCCAAGCAUUCCACCUUCCAACCGAGACUCGCCAAACGCCGCUGCUUUGGGAUUCACGCCACUGCCGAAAACGCCUCCGUUAGCCAACGAUAGUGUGGUAUCGUUUAAUUACGACUGGGGUACAAAAAGUUUGCAACCUAUUGUUGAACCCAAGGCCACAACAACGCGCGCAACUACUUCAAAUAAGCAAGGUCUUCCAAAGCAACGAGACCUAAUAAAGACCACUCGAAAACGCCAUAAAUUAGGCCUCCUUGGCCACUUAGGCCGAAGUCGCUUAAAAACUUUACGCUAUUUCGCCGUGCGGCGUGCGAGUUGCACUCUUGAUCGGCAAAAGAGAAAUAGGCGUCGACUGAAGAAACGCUGUCUAAGUCUUUUGACCGCAUAUCGGACUAAUCUAGAACGAAAUAAACUAUGUUACAAACGUUCACCUGUUGUGUUAAAAGUAUAUAAAUAUAUCAAAGCUUUGGAAUUGUACACAAAUUUGUUAGGCGAACUUAAAAUGGCUUGUCGUAAUUCUAUCACAGUUACUGGAUCUAAUGCCAACGAUGCAUCGGUUACUAACGGCGUUGGUAACUCGUCACAAAAUUCAUCAACGGCGAAAUUUUUUGUUCACAAUUCGCAACAAUAUUAUGGCAAACGAUCACGCGCGCAACUUGCGCAGCAGCAAGCGCUCGAGGAUGAGUCGAGUGUAAGCUCGCGUAGCAAAAAAGCAAGUCGUCAAGAGGAAAACUUUAAACAUAUGCUUUUGCCAGACAGUGCUGAGGAUGCAAAUCGAAAGGAUGCCAUUUAUGCUUUUAACUUCUAUGAAAAAGUGGAGGAGGCUUUCAAGGCCUCAAACCGUGCUGAAGACUGUAAAAGAUUUAAUCAUAUACUCAAAACAUUUGAUCCGCGUCGCGAUAAGGUGUCUGAUUUGUAUUAUAAAUUAGAACGUCUUUUUCUACCCGACCAUCCUGAGCUGGCUCAGGUGUUCCUCACAUUUUUGUUACCCUCGGAGGCGGCGGAAAUAGGAAAAUUUUUCGAACAUUUCAUGAUUAACAACAUGACUACAUUCAUCAACAAAUUGAAUAUUUAUUUCAAUAAGCAGCCUGCGCAAAUACGGAAGAUCUAUAAUUGUCUAGCGGAGCUGGCGGAUGAUCCAGAGGUUACUCUCAAAAAAGUAGAAUCAAAAAUUCUACCAUUACUCAAGGGAAAUCAAUUUCUUAUCGACUGGUUUUUGCAACAAUUUUCCGAGGCGAAACCGCCCGAGAGAAUAUUCUCCACGCCGGAACAAGUCAACUUAAAGGAAGUAGAAAUCAGACCGAAUUUGUAUGAGUCGCUAAAUGAUCCACACGAUGCGGCAACGCCAUGCUGUGAACUGCAACAGCAACAACAACAAAAUCAAGCACACAAUUGUCAACUCAGGUUCAUCAAUGGUCGCAUUUUCUAUGGCACCAAAAUGACGCUGCCUGCAAAACUUUCCUUCAUGGCUAGCAACCAACAGGCGGCUAACAUCAAUGAAAUUGAUGCGGAAGAUUUGUUAGAGCAGUCAAUACCUGAAUGCGUCCAUGCUAUACGAGAACAUGGUGAUAAGCAACUGGCAGCUGCUGCGGACAAAGCUGCAGCAAAUGCUGCCGCAGAUUGUAGCAGUGAUGACAACGAAAAGUCCGAGGAAGAAGAUGUAUCUAAAGCACUCGUCAUAGAUACCGCCAAUGAAGACGAUAGCAGCUCAUCCAUGGAAACCUGCGACGAUACGGCUUUACGCGCGCACGCCAUACGACUCAAUCCAUCUUAUUAUGGCAAUACAUGCUUUGCCGCCGUUACCAGCACACCAAACACCAGCAGCAAUCAUGCACCACAUUAUCCGCAUGCCAGGAAAUCGAUGCUAAAUUUCAACGACGAUGGAAAGGUGGCAUCACCACGUAAGCAAUUAACACCAGGUGCUCCAUGCGGAAAUACAAACCCUAGUACUUCCACAUCCACAUCAUGCCUCUCGCCUGGUAAUAUCGCAGUCAUCAGCGGCGUGUUAUCCAACGCCACUCAAAUUGUUACAGCUAACAAUGCGAAUGUUUUAGGCGACAGUAGUACCAAUUCACAAACGAACUCAUUACAACAGAUACGCGAUAGACGUAAAUCACCCACUAAGAAGAGCAGAUCGCCUGUGAGUACGCACCGUGGGCGUGCAAGUGGCGGCCAAAUACAGCCAAUGGUUGUGGUGUACGAACCAAAUUCCGCAAUUGCUUGCGCUAAGAAACUGCAAUCAUUGAUUGCUGAGGAUGAUAAUGACUGUGAAAUUGAUAAUAAAGAUCGCCUUUCAAUUGUUGCAUGCGCAAAGAAAGAAAACGUACCAAGAUUAGAGCCGGCCGACGAAGACGGCAGCUUAGUAUCGCAGUCGCACCAACAGAGAGCGCCUUCUCCACACACACCACCACUGCUACCAGUAACCAAAGUAGAAAUAAUCGAUAAUUCAGAUGAUAUGGAGUUUAUAUCUGAAAAUGCCGAGGUUACGCAUUCAUUUUCGCACGCUUCUAUCGAUAGAUUAGCGCAAUCACAGCAUGAAGAAAAUGCAGCACAGAAAAAUAUAUUCACAGCUACGACGACGAUAAUUACGCCAACGCCCAGCGUGGCGGAGCAACCUGCUGCAAGUGAAAGCUAUACAGAGGACUGUAAGUUGGAUGUUGUAGCCACAUUGGCCGCGUCUACCACGGAAACUACCAAUCCGAUGACGAAUACAACUCACACGCAACCUAAAGCGCCUACCGCUUGGACACGGGAAGAGGAUAAACUAAUAUUAAUCGAGAUGAAGUUGAGCGCGGGCGUAGAGCAGGAGCAGCUUUUCGAACGUAUGCGGGCCAAGCUACCGGCUCGUUCUCUUAACGAGAUUGAGGGGCGCUAUCAUUUUCUAAUGGACUUUUUGUGCAAGUUGCAGGGCAAAUAAUUUAUUUGAAAUUUUAUUUAUUAUUAUUAAUAACUGUUUCGUACAUAAAGGAAUUCUCAAAAUAAUGUACAUAAAUUCUAUGAAUUUAACUAAAUAUUGAACGUAAUAACUUUUCAGUUAUCAAUUUAAUAUUU
Messenger RNA from Rhagoletis zephyria (snowberry fruit fly), 5957 nucleotides. RefSeq names its product gon-4 like protein muscle wasted (gene mute). Gene Ontology annotation, cellular component: nucleus. Gene Ontology annotation, biological process: regulation of DNA-templated transcription. The record is from RefSeq and is a predicted model, not a curated record. NCBI's taxonomy places the organism in Eukaryota, Metazoa, Arthropoda, Insecta, Diptera, Tephritidae. Gene Ontology annotation, molecular function: transcription coregulator activity.